GCCGGGGGACCCCCUGCCGCUGAGCCCCCGCCGCCCCGGCAUGGCCUCGCUCAUCGUGGUGACCGAGUACGACGUGACGGGGAGCGCAAGCGAGGAGGAGGAGAUGAACGCGCCCGGAGGCGAGGGUUUUGGGGACGGCCGGGAGCCGAGGGCGAAGCUGCACCUCUCCGGCCGAAAGCUGUCCUUGCAGGAGCGGUCGCAGCCUGCCCGCUCGCCUGGGAGCGGCAAUGGCACCAACGAACGCUUCAUCUACCCGUCCCUCCCUUACUCUCCGGUGACGUCCCCGCACUCCUCCCCACGGCUGCCGCGGCGGCCAACGGUGGAGUCGAACCGCGUGUCCAUCACUGGACUGCAGGACUGUGUGCAGCUCAACCAGUACAAGCUGAAGGACGAGAUCGGGAAGGGCUCCUAUGGGGUGGUGAAGCUGGCCUACAACGAGGACGAUAACACCUACUAUGCAAUGAAGGUUCUCUCCAAAAAGAAGCUGAUGAGACAGGCGGGCUUCCCCCGCCGCCCACCACCCCGUGGAGCCAAAGCUGCCUCUGAGGGCUGCCUGCCGCCCAAAGGGCCCAUCGAACAGGUCUACCAGGAGAUCGCCAUCCUGAAGAAGCUGGACCACCCCAACGUGGUGAAGCUGGUGGAGGUCCUGGAUGACCCCAGCGAGGACCACCUGUACAUGGUGUUUGAACUGGUGAAGCAAGGCCCCGUGAUGGAAAUCCCAACCCUGAAACCUCUCAGCGAGGACCAGGCUCGGUUCUACUUCCAGGAUCUGAUCAAGGGCAUUGAAUACUUGCACUAUCAAAAGAUAAUCCACCGGGAUAUUAAGCCUUCCAACCUCCUCGUGGGGGAAGACGGGCACGUCAAGAUCGCUGACUUUGGGGUGAGCAACGAGUUCAAGGGAGCCGAUGCCCUCUUAACCAACACGGUGGGCACCCCCGCCUUCAUGGCCCCGGAGACGCUCUCGGAAACCAGGAAAAUCUUCUCCGGAAAGGCUUUGGAUGUCUGGGCCAUGGGGAUCACACUGUACUGCUUUGUGUUUGGGCAGUGCCCUUUUAUGGAUGAAAGGAUCCUGAGUUUACACAAUAAAAUCAAGACCCAGACGUUGGAGUUCCCGGAUCAGCCAGAAGUUACAGACUUCUUGAAGGAUUUGAUUACACGGAUGCUGGAUAAAAAUCCCGAAUCUAGGAUUUCGGUCCCAGAAAUCAAGGAAAGUACUGUGCAACAGCCUUUCGCAGGAGAUUUCUGGUCCUCCGCCCCUGCGGGAGCCUGGAAGGGGCGAGAAGCUGAGAAAAUGGAGACUAAGUUGCACCCGUGGGUCACCAAGAACGGAGUGGAGCUGCUGCCCACAGAGGAUGAGAACUGCACCCUCAUCGAGGUGACAGAGGAGGAGGUGGAGAAUUCGGUCAAGCACAUCCCCAGCCUGGCUACCGUGAUCUUGGUUAAAACAAUGAUCCGGAAGCGAUCCUUCGGGAACCCGUUUGAGGGGAGCAGGAGGGAGGAGCGGUCGUUGUCUGCCCCUGGGAACCUGCUGCCGAAACAAGGCAGUGAAGAUAAUCUGAAAUGCAACGACUUGCCCAAUGUGGGAGAGGAGGAACUUCUUUCAUGAACAUCGACUUCAUGGUUCUGUUGAGCAUCUUGGUCCGGGGUACGUUAUUAAAGUGUGCAGCUGAGGAUGAGCGACAUUAACAGAGCCUGCACCAAACACAGCAUGACAUGGCGCUAUUUCAGUAUGAUGCUGGAUGUAGAGCUUACAUAGCAGCAUGUUAUAAGACAUCCGACUACUUGUCAUAAACAUUGAACAUCUCUGAUCGCUUGGACUGCUGACUUCUAGUGGGAAGGUGCUGGCUGAUAGCAGAGAGGUGAGCUAUCGUGUUGAGCAGCAACAAUGCUUUGCAAAAAAAAAAAAACCCAACAGUCAAACAAAAAUGCAUUUGGAACUGCUUUUACCUGGUUUUAAUGCCAAAUAAUUUCUGGGGACUAACGCCAGUGUCCCAGGGGUGUUGUAUGCCCAUCGUGUAGUCGGUGGGCACACACAGAAGGGUGAAGCUUUUGCCAUACACAACAGUAAAACUACACGUGCGCACUUUGAGAGUUCACGACCUACCGGAAAUGUUGUUGCAUCUAUUUCCUGUUGUUCUGGUUUGUUUUUAAUUGACACCUUUUUAACUGCAUGGGAACAAAGCAAAAACCCACCUUUUCAGCUUUUUAAAGAAUGCCUACCUUUGUGAGCCAAGUUGUAUUAAACAGCAUCUUUGGGACAUCCAGAAAGUGAGGUUAAUUACCACCUAAGGUAAUUAACACCUUUCCUAAGGUCUUGGUGUGACUAGGACUUGGUAAGUUGAGUAUUCAGUGUAUGAAAGGAAAAGGUAUUUAAGGGCUUAAGUUCAGUCUGAACUAAUUUUGCUGCAGACAUAGGAGUGAAAGGUGGUGUUUAGCUGAAUGUUUCUUUUGAACAGCAGAGGAAGCACUAACAACAGUUUGUUUCUAAAUCUUUUACUUGAUCUAGGUAGAUACUAAAUAUAAAAUUCAGGGUAAAAUCCUUCACUUCCAUGUACAUUACAUGGUUUACUACAAUUAAAAAUAAUACAACUCAUGCUAUUUUUAAGUAUAGACUUAGGGCUUGCUUAGAAUUUAAGAUCUUAAUGAAAUACUUAGAUUAGCUAGUAAUUUUCAAAGAAACUUUUGUUUUCCAAACUCUUAAUCUGGAUUUUGGGGCCAAUGCUAUGUAUUUUUUGCAAGUUUGUUACCAGUAAUUUGUGAAUGCCUGUGGAUCAGAGGCUUGUUAGUAAAUUAAGUGUGUACCUAAUUCAUGGAUUGUUUCUUACGAAAAGCUCUUUCACCUUCAGUCAGAUUACUCUGAUUAUUUUGUGGUGCUUGUAAGAAAAAAAAAAAAAAAAAUCUAUAGUGUGGUGGGAGAGAUUCUGACGUCCAGACUCACUUUCCAAAGUUCUCUGUGCUCGGACAAAGCUGGAGAACAGCAGACGGUGGGUGAGCUGGAGAAGAGUCAGGGUUUGCUUGGGGAAAGGGGUCACGGUAAGUACAGUUGUUUUGUGUAUGGAGUGUGGGACUGGGGGGAAAAGGUCUGACUUCUCUUCUCAGUCUGAUAUGGGGGUGUGACCUUGAAUGAGGCAUUUAAAAUGAUGGUGUACCUGAAAGAGGGGGAGGAUUCAAAUGUCCCAAGCGUGUAAGGGACUGCUAAGGCACAAUUCUUUGCCCUGAGGAAGAAGGCACUAGGAGAGACCCAAGUAUUUUGGUUAAUGUUAAGAUCUCUGCCUGCUAACCCUGGCCAUGAGUGCCCUGCCUUUAGGAAGUGACUGUCCCCUUGUCUUCCUUGAUCUUGGGCACUGCAAGCAGCAGAGCACUGAGGUCCUUGGCCCUGCUGCAGUCGGACCUGGUCUGGUAAUUUCUGGUUAGGAUGGGUCUUUGUUAAAGCUGGCGUAGCGUUAGCAAGCGCGCAGGUGCCUACACAAACUGUCCCUUACAUCUUUUGAUCACUUGAAGCAAUGCUCCCCCUAAAUCGCUAUUUAUUACCGAAACAUUGUGCUGCUGGCCUCUCUCCAAAGCCAGUGACGAUGGUUCGUGGUUUAGGAGCACUACUAUGGAGUUUGGAGCCAUAAGACACGCACAGUUUUCCUCCCGUUUUAGUCCAAGGCUAUGCCAAAGCCCUGCAGCUUCAGCUAUGGGAAAACCAAACAGGUAAUGUGGGUGCCAGCACUACUACAGCUGCCUGCUCCCCCUUUCCUAAACAGGACUUUUCAUUGUGGAAACGCGUGCGAGUGGGCAGCUUGGUUCUCUAACCUUGUAAAUGGACUUGUUCUGCAAAAAAAAAAAAAAAAAAAAAAAAAAAAAAAGGGGAUCUGAUUAUUUAUAGCUGGUGCAUAGUAAUGUGUGGUGUGUUUUGUUAAAGGUGAGUUGUAGAGAUGCUCUGUGCUGCGUAUCUCUGGUUUGUGAUUUGUCAGGUGCCUAGCGAGACAGUUUACAUUUACCAAACAGGCUUGCCAGGUGCAACACAGCUUCUAAACAGAAUAAGCUGUACCAGUUCCUUGAUGCCCAGCCACAUAGUUACUGGGCCUCAGAUAUUACCAUAGAUCAGUGUCUUAUGGCUAGCCCAUGCUUGGUUUGUAAGCAUCCUAAAGCUCAGCACUUCCCUAAGGCGCUCUCUAAAACGAUUGUCCUUUAGUGCCAGCUCCAGUAAGGCUGCAGCCAAAUGCGCAUUUCUGAAAGAAACUCGAUGUAGAUUUUUUCUUGUUGAUUAGUUCUGUUGAAAGCAUAAAGCGUGGCUGUGUGAGGAAGAUCUAUCUAAAUGCAUGACCUGUUAGAGAAGCUGUACUGUAUAUAUGGAUCUGCUCAGUUCCCUAGCUGCUGUUCCUUAGUAGUAAAGCUAGCUUUUUUUUCUUAUAGUGAAGUAAACAUUUUGCUUGUGCCUUGGAACUGGGCUAUAGAUGAUUUCCCCAACUCCCUUCCUUUCAAGCAAGCCCAGUGCUGACUGUAGGCUUAAUGCUGGGUACUAAGCCUUUUUGGCUCUGAAAGCACACAGGAAAGUGCUAAGGGGAAACCAGGCCUCUUGUCCUGAGCAGUUUUUCUUGGUGGUCCCCUCCUACCUAUCAGGCAAUUGAUCUGUUUCUUUUCUAAGGUCCUGGACUAUUGCUGAUUUUUAUACUUUGUUUAAUGACCGAGGCUUGUGUUUCAUUCCUACCCCUUUAUUAUGCAUUUAACUUUAUCAGGUGUAUCAAGUUUAAAUACUGUGUAUUUACUUCUUUUAAAUUAUAUUACCUAAGAAGAAAGGAGGAAAAAAAAAAAAAACACCAAACUACUAAGUGUUUUUCCACACAGCUGUUCAAGCUUCUCUGUACAAGUUGAAAUAAAUGACAUGCAACCAAACCCAGA
Messenger RNA from Aptenodytes forsteri (emperor penguin), 4887 nucleotides. It is a transcript of the gene CAMKK2, whose product is annotated as calcium/calmodulin dependent protein kinase kinase 2. The record is from RefSeq and is a predicted model, not a curated record. The transcript has 16 exons. Bases 41 to 1606 code for a protein of 521 amino acids. Gene Ontology annotation, molecular function: ATP binding; protein kinase activity. NCBI's taxonomy places the organism in Eukaryota, Metazoa, Chordata, Aves, Sphenisciformes, Spheniscidae. Gene Ontology annotation, biological process: CAMKK-AMPK signaling cascade; protein phosphorylation; activation of protein kinase activity.